Salvia miltiorrhiza (redroot sage) is the source of this 2111-nucleotide messenger RNA. RefSeq names its product DELLA protein GAI1-like. The transcript has 2 exons. Lineage: Eukaryota; Viridiplantae; Streptophyta; Magnoliopsida; Lamiales; Lamiaceae. Bases 288 to 1751 code for a protein of 487 amino acids. The record is from RefSeq and is a predicted model, not a curated record. Gene Ontology annotation, molecular function: DNA-binding transcription factor activity; sequence-specific DNA binding. Gene Ontology annotation, biological process: regulation of DNA-templated transcription. Gene Ontology annotation, cellular component: nucleus.
UUCUGCUUCUUUGGAGUUCGCAACUAAAAACGAAGUUGUAUAAUAUUUGAUGGUUCAACCUUCUUGGACAAAUAUGGUUUGUUCUGAUCCGAGGCGGCUGCAGAUACAUGCUCUCUCCAAGAAUUCCUAACUGUUUAUGUCUCUAAGAACUAGAUGUAUAUCUAAAGGCUAUGCUGUAUGCAGCUUUCUAAAUAUAUAUUUUUUGUCAUACAUGCUAACUACCAUGUUCUUUCUUGUUCAUUUCUCCUUCUCAUCAACGACACUCACUCUUCAGCUCUAGCAAAGACAUGGCAGAAGAAGCUCAGAACAACCAACUUCCUCUUAGAGGCCCUCGUCAUGUUGAGGCGAAGAAUGAAGUUCCACGCGAUUUGCAGGCACCAUUUGCGCUCCUCAACAGGUACGGGAAUAAACUGAAGCGUCUCAAUCAUCUCCAAACAGAAGAAAGAAAUGUGUUGAGGCCAGAAGGGGGAGAAAAUGCCUCGAAUUCUCAAGCACUUUCUGCUCUUACCAUCAUGAAUAUGGCUGAAAUGAUACUAUCUCAGUCCACACAUGAGAAAAGAGGUGAUGUUUCCAACCUUGCAAAAGCUUUUGAAUCUGAUUCUUGUCUUGCUCGUAGGCAUGCUGAGCAUUUGAAGCGCGUCUUAUGGCUGCUUGAUGCUUCUGAAAAGAUUGCCAAACGAAUGUUUGAUGAAGCCGAAGAGUUGCUCAUGCUUGUCCUCUCGGGCUCUGCUGAUGGCCACCCUAUUGAAACAAUUCUCACACUUUAUGGUAAAUAUCUAAGGGAAAGGAUUGAUGCAGAGAGAGGAAGAAUCGAUCUAGAGAGAACUGUAGAGCAUGUGGAUGUGGAACAAGCCAUAAUUGAUCUCAAAGCUUCUAUCCUUGGAUGUGAACAAAAACUACCCUACACCCAAAUCUCACAUUUUACCGGGGUUCAGACCAUUCUGGACUCUGUUGCAGAAGCUGAAAGAAUUCAUUUCAUUGAUUUCGGGCGAAAGAUUGGGUCUUACUGGAUACUCGUGAUGGAUGCUCUAGCCAGACGGAGAGGCUGCCGCGUGAAGCAACUCAAGAUUAGUGCAGUAUGUUCAACUAAAGACAGUGUUGAAGAAACAGGUAAUUUGCUGUCAUCUUUUGCAGAGUCCAUGAACUUGCCUUUUGUAUUCAAGAUUCUGUAUUCGGAGAUGUGGGAGUUUGAGAAAGAUGGUCUGCAGUUAGAAGCCGGUGAAACAGUGGCUGUUUACAUGGUGUUCUGUCUCUUUACAUUAUCAGCUUGCUCUAAGGGUAUGGAGGCUUUACUAAGAGGGAUCAAGGAUCUCAAUCCUCGUGUUAUGAUAGUUGUCGAUGUAGAGGCAGAUAUCAAUGCACGGGCUUUCAGUGCUCGAUUCAAGGAGGCUCUCCUCCUCACCUGUGCAUUGUUUGACAGCCUAGAGGCUUUCCUGGGACAGGCGAAUCAUUACAAAAAGAUAGUGGAGAAGCUCCAUUUUCAGGAGGUGAUCUGCAACGGUGUUCUGAGUGAAGAUGAUGAUGGUUUUAACCGAUGUUUUAAGAUUGAUUUCUGGAGGGAAUGCUUUGCAGGCUUUGGUAUAGUGGAGACAGAACUCAGCCAGCCAUCUAUGUGUCAGGCAAGCUUGAUGAUGAAAGCAAGUCCUAGCUGGAGUUGUUGUACGCUCAAAAUGAACGGGAAAAGUAUGCUUCUUGGCUGGAACGGCAUCCCAAUUCAGUUCGUGUCUGCUUGGAAGUUCCAGCAAGGAUGAAGCAUCACAAAAGCUCCGAAUCUGUCCCAUUAUUAGCACUGCCAAAUUCAAGAAAAAGUCUUGAAACACUUGAAUGCAUCUCAAACACUUACUAAGGAGCUCAGAUGGUUCUUGAAAAUUACAUGGAGCCUAUCUGUAGAUAUAAAUCCUGCCAGGAAGGUGGCACUGGCAGGAGAUUCGACAAAAAUCUAGGCCAUUAGGUAAGUCCUAGAUUCUGCCAUUUUAUAAAACUCCAUCUCUUAUGUCCAGACAUACUUAAAAUAAAAUAGCUCCCAUCUUUGGAGUUUUCAGUUAAUGAACACUACUAUUUGUUGGAGUCAUCUUAUUGGAUAAAUGCUGAGACGGCACUUGUUCAUGUCU